This is a messenger RNA of Amoebophrya sp. A25, 2618 nucleotides long. NCBI's taxonomy places the organism in Eukaryota, Dinophyceae, Syndiniales, Amoebophryaceae. The record is from the annotation of a GenBank genome assembly.
AUCACGUUGUUGGUGGAAAAAGAACAAAGCAGAAGUAUCUCAAUUUCUCUGAAGAACAAAACGAGCUCAGGGAAGAUGAUGUCAAAUUUUGUACAGAUUCCGAAAUGUCGAGACCACGAGUAGUACUGGGAAGAGCAGCCCCUCCUCUCUAGACGAGGCUCUUUCCGUCCGUACUAGUGUGCUUUCCCGCCGCUACGAUUCGACUCGAGAAUUAUACCUACAGAUUCUUCUAGAUGAAUGCUAGCGAGUUUUCAAACUACGCACUGAUUAAAGAAAAUAAAGAUGCAGCAUUCCACAAGACGAGCUGGGUCCACCUCAGCAACCCGCCUCCCCGUUGCUCCUUCACCCUUGUGGGGCACGGAUGCCUGGGUGGAUUUGUGGAGUGGCUAUCGUUACCCUCUGCAGGAACCGGGAACUCUACCGGCUAAGAUCCAACGCGUCUUCUCGGAGAAUCAAAAACUGGAUUUCCCUUUGAUCACCGAAAUAUGCGAACUAGCGGAAAAAAGGCCCUACGAAAUCGCAGACAGUGUGAAAAUACUCGCACAAGCAUUGAGGGAAAAUACAGGGGCGAAAUUGAAGGUACAGGACUACAUUAUAGGACCACUACUAAGACUCGAGAAUGAGCGUUGUAUUUGAAAAGGUCAAAGGAUUCUAUGAAUGUUGAUGUCCGUCACCAAGAUCGUAGGGUCGAUAUGGUGGUCCCAACUAUAACAAUUCAACUAGUACAGAAAAAUGCUGGGGAGCGAACUAGAAGUGAACCCAAGGACAGUGCAAGUGUAAUAGUUGCGACCACCAUAUUAAUCGAUCAUCUGCCUAGUAAGUUUAUCACAUAUAAUCACGACAACACUCGCUGAAUACAGGUGGUAACCCUGCUAAAUGAAAUGGUGUACUCGAUGUACGUGGUUUAUUGUGUUGUUAGGGACACCAACCUGAUGCAAAUGAUACGACGACUGCAGCAAAAAGGCGCACAUCUCUCUUCGUAUGCGACACAAGGUACUACUUUCAUCUUAGUAUAAGUACACAAAGAGUCUGGUGGAGCAAUUGUGCUCUAUAAUUUUGACUCUAGAUGAUUGGGUACGAUCAUAUUGAUAUUCAUCAUCAAGUAAUGAGUCCAAAACGCUUUCUUCAGUCGGCUCCAGCGAUGAGGAGAUGGCGAACAACAUCAGGAUGUUUAGCUGUGAGAUCGAAAAGAAAGUGCGGGAAGAGCAGGUGAGAGCUGUCGCACCGCCGAAAGUGAAACCCAGACACAUCGACAUCUCGUUCUCGAGAAAAAGUCAGACUGGAGCAGGAGGCAUGGCUGCACAACAGGGUGGAGGCAUGGCUGCGCAACAGGGUGGAGGCAUGGCUGCGCAACAGGGUGGAGGCAUGGCGCCACAAGGUGGUGUGCAGCAGCAAGUAGUGCAGCAGUUAUCUCAUCAGCACCAAUUCGGUCAGCAGCAGCUUAAACAACAAGCGGAGCAACUGCAGAGGCAAGCAGGACAACUGUCCGGACAGGAGUUUCCGCGGCAAAAUUAUUUGUCACAACCAGAAGUAGUACCACCUCAACAGUUUGAACAGCAGCAACAAGCCAGCCCGCCACCUAUGCAGCAGCAACAAGCCGGCCCGCCACCUAUGCAGCAGCAACAAGCCGGUCCGCCACCUAUGCAGCAGCCGCAGCAGCCGUCGCCAGGAGGGAAUAAAGUUCGACCACCCCCUAUCGAUGUAACAUCUGGCGGUGGUAGUUGGCAAGGCCCUAGUGGAAGUCCUCCUAAUAGUACUAGUACCGCAGGAGGUUUCUCUAAUAGUAGUAAUACAGCAGGUCCAGCGCCUCCAGUACAGCACUUCCAGUACAGCACCUCUGCGGAUCAAGGAACGAGUUUAGUUGCCCCCCAUUUAGCUUCACAACCACCUCAAACUGUGGGAGUGGGAGCCAAUGUGGGAGCACAACCACCAGGAGCAAUCACUACGCCAGCUUCUAGUCAGAGUACACCCGCCUCUCGUGGCGGAGCAGAUAUCCUGGCAGACCUCCAACAGCCAGAGCAAGGGCUCGGCACCUAUGAUUCCUCAUACUUUGGUGGAGGAGCUAGUAGUGGUACUUCUAGUGGUGGUACUUCUACUAGUGGUCCCUUCGGUUUCGGUACUUCUAGUGGUGGGCUUUCACAUCAAGGAGGUCCAUCACCAUUUGGAAAUCCUCCUUCUGGUCCCGCUGCUCCGCCCAGUGCUGCAUGGGGAGCCUCGUCUACAGCCGGAUCACAGCAGAUGACUCAAGGUGCAUCGCAGACAUUUCCACCUCCAAACACAUCUGGGCUGCCUCCUCCGUCCUCGACUUCGGGAGGUGCCUUACCACCACCUGGUGGAGAGCUACUACCUCCAGGAGAUGCCUUACCACCACCUGGCGCAUCCGAAACGCCCGCUUUUGUGCCCCUAGUAGCGGAUGUGUCUUUUUCCCUCGAUCCCUCUGCGUUGUGAAGCAUUCUGCCGUUUUGAGUAGCUAGGUGGUAUAUAACCCCACUCGUCCCCAAACAAGAACCCUGUAGUUGUCCUUAUACGUUGCGGAGUUUUCAAAGAAAUCCCCAUGAUGUGACUUGUUUUCAAACUGAAAACACUAAAGAAGUUUCUCAGUAGAGUUCUACUUGGAU